AAGAUUUGGGAUUACAAAGGAAUGCAAAGGAAUAACAAGAGCUGCCUUAGUGAACUUUAGUCAGAAUAGGGUGACAAGUUUGAAAAAUGGAAGCAAAAACAUAAUAAAAGCUCGCUGGUUAAGUAAGCCGAGUUGAUUUUCAUAUGAGUAGAUGUACUGCAUCUUCUUCUUGUAGCUGCACUGAACGUGGAAAAGCCUUUGAAAAGACCUCCCAUCUGCUGCAGAAGCUUGUGUAGCACAGCUUUGUUGAGCUGCUCAGAAUUGUAAAGCCAGCUGAAGAGACCAAUCACUUAAAAGUAAUGAAACACACAACACCAACUGUUGUGGUAGGAAAAGAGGGAGACCUAGACCUUAACGUUUAGAAGCACUGGGAAGGAUACACUACAAAAAACAUUUCUGGCAUGUGUCUGCUUCACAUUUGAGUGGUUAUGGUAUGUUUUUCUUACUCCUGCAGUGGAAAUAACUGGGGGCCAAAUAUAGGCAAACUGGGCAUCCAGACUUCUCACUUGAAUAAUGCAGAGUUUAUCUGCCUCUUUGCUUCAUUAUGAACUCCAAGAAACUGAAGUUUUUCUUCUUGUAUUUACCCAUUGAACUGGUUUGUAAAUAAAUGAGUUUCACAAAAAUCGGUGUUUCUUCAUCAAUUUUGUAGUUGGGAACAAGGAGGAAAUGACUGAAGUGACAUACCCAGAACAACCAGCAAGUCAGGGUUUCAGUGAGGUUUGUGGGACUCUAAGCUACAUCUCUGUCCUGUAUAAGGAUGCCACAGAACUCUGGAUUUAGCCUAGAGAACAGGACCUUGGAAAAAUCUCGGAAGAUAACUUUGUGCAAGAAUAAUCCAUAGGGAUACACUUCUCAGAAUUAUUUUCAAGUUCUUACAGAAAAAUCCUUCUGUCACCAGAAUGACUUUUUGUUCCAAGUUUCUUUUGCCCAUCUCAGUGCCUCUAAUUGCAAUUGAGUGACGCUUAGAAGAAGACACACGGUGGGUCUCUACGGUGAUGUAUCUCUCGUUAUUCUGCUUCCUGAAUUCCAAUGUGUAACAGUGUUAUCAGUAGUACAUAACAUAAUUGCUUACGUGUAAAUCUACUGAUAGGCAGAGAGGGAAACAGAUGAAAAACCAGUUCCAACCCUUAAAGAGCAGAAACCACCCUAUUUACUGAAGUCUUUCAAUAGGAGGAGUCAUGAAUUGCAGAAGCUUGUAUACAGCUUUGCUUUCUCCUUCCUACUCUGCAUGUCGCUUACUUACUUCAUUGGUGGCAUUCAGUUAGGUUAGAAAUCUAGCAUGCUGAAAGGAAACAUGCAACUUGUCACUUGUCUGUGGAUUUUACCUAUGACUUUUUUCCGUUUCCACGUGCUGAAAUUGUGUUUCUUCAUCUGUUUGAUAUCCUGGGUGAAAUCAGAUGAUGAGAAAAAAUGUCCUGAAUUCACAGAUCUUAAUAUAGGCAAUGCUCUAUCUGGAACAGAACUCCAAGUCCAGUUACUGCUGUACACAAGGGGAAACCCAAAUUGUUCUGAGAGGCUCAUUGAACACAAUGUUGCUGCAUCUGAGUACCUUAAUACCUCCAAGAAAAUUGUCUUUGUUAUUCAUGGCUUCAGACUAACGGGAUCUCCACCAGCAUGGCUAGGUGAUAUAAAGGAGCUUUUACUGUCUUCAGAGGAUAUUAAUCUUAUUAUAGUUGAUUGGAAUCGUGGUGCUACAACUGUGAACUAUGUAUCUGCUGUUGACAACUGCAGAAAAGUUGCAGAAAUACUGAAGAACUAUGUUGACCAGAUGCUGGUGGAUGGAGCUUCUCUUUACUCUAUGUAUAUGAUUGGAGUUAGUCUUGGGGCUCAUAUAGCUGGUUUUGUUGGCCAGAAGUAUAAUGGCAAACUUGGCAGGAUUACAGGUCUUGAUCCAGCAGGCCCUUUGUUCACUCGAGAACCGCCAGAAGGGAGACUGGAUCGAACUGAUGCACAGUUUGUUGAUGUAAUCCAUUCAGAUACUGAUGCACUAGGUUUCAAGAAACCUUUAGGAACCAUUGAUUUCUAUCCAAAUGGAGGAACGGAUCAGCCUGGUUGUCCACAAACAGUCUUCAGCGGACUUCAGUAUUUUAAGUGUGACCAUCAAAGAUCCGUCUUUCUCUUCUUAUCAUCUUUGAAAAGAAGAUGCGACAUAAUAACAUAUCCUUGUGACUCUUACUUUGAUUACAAGAGAGGAAAAUGUGUCGAUUGUGAAGCUUUCCACCCAAUGUCCUGUCCAAUACUGGGUUAUUAUGCUGAUAGAUGGAAAAAAAUGUUAAUCCCAAACAGUUCACCAACGAAAGCUUAUUUUGAUACUACGGACCAAGACCCAUUCUGCAUGUAUAACUACUUACUGGAUAUUACUACCUGGAAUAAAAACAUUAGGAGAGGUUUCAUUAAAGUUAAAUUAACUGACUAUGCUGGAAACACAGUAGAAUCAGAGAUGAAUAGUGAAGCUUCAACAUUUCAGCAAUAUAGAAGAGUCAAAAUACUAACUGGAUUUUACCAAGACCUUGACAAAAUAUCAAAAAUGUCCUUGACCUUUUCUACAAAGACUGUAAUAGGACCAAAACACAAACUUAGGGUUCUCCAGAUGAGACUGAAGUCUCUCAAUGAUCCAGAAAGGCUGCAGCUGUGCAGGUAUGAUUUUGUACUGAUGGAGAAUAAUGAACUGACCUUCAAACCUAUCCCUUGCCUAGAGAAGGCUACAUGAAGAGAGCUUCUAUUAACCUAAUUUCUCUUGCAGCAGUGACAUUUUGAUUCUUCCUCAGAAUAAGGACUGCAAUGAGAAGGGGAAUGAGAUAAGCUAGAUUUAUUUUCAGGAUCUACCUGGUAAUAUGCAUUACUUGCUUUGAGUGCCUAAGGGUGAAAUGAAUUUAAAAGUUCAUGUACCUAUAUAUUUGGGAAAUUUGAAUAAAAUAAAGGUAUGAUGGUGGAGAAUGUGCAGUGGUCUGUUUAUUAUUAUUUUUAGCAGUGAAGCUAACAUAUGAAUUAUCCAUAUCAUCCUGGCACAUUAUUUGUCAAUUCAUACUUAUAUUUAAUUAUUUAUUAUUUGUAAUGGCUUUUAUAUGGAAACAUAAUUAUCUGUCUACAAGUGAAUUUAAUAUACUGUACAUGUGAUCUACAGACCUAAUACACAACAGUUUUGUUGUGCUGUGCUGGUUGGAUAAAUGAAUUCACAAUUUCUUAUUAUAGAAUGUCUGUCUCAGAACUGGAACAACAAGAUUUGUGAGCAUAUAUGUAAUUUUUCUAUUUAAAUCAAUUAUAUGAGCUUUAUGCUUAUCGUAGAUGAGUAUCAUUGCAACCAUUCAGAUUUUUUUGUAUCAAAGCUAUGGGCAGGGCAGCAAUGUUUCAGAUAUGAAGUAAUUCUAAAAGUCUAUUCUGAAAAGAUAAACCUAAAGAUUAAAUAAAUGCAUUUUCAUUCAAUUUC
Messenger RNA from Neopsephotus bourkii (Bourke's parrot), 3427 nucleotides. RefSeq names its product lipase member H-like. The record is from RefSeq and is a predicted model, not a curated record. Gene Ontology annotation, molecular function: carboxylic ester hydrolase activity; lipase activity. The transcript has 10 exons. Bases 1280 to 2710 code for a protein of 476 amino acids. NCBI's taxonomy places the organism in Eukaryota, Metazoa, Chordata, Aves, Psittaciformes, Psittacidae. Gene Ontology annotation, biological process: lipid metabolic process.